AUGACGGUCGGAACAGACGAAACCCAGCCGCUGCUGCGAAGUGUCACCAACGAGGGGCAGCAAGUCUACACCAACCCUGUUGCCCCGCCACUGCAACAAGAUGGCUCCGACAUCGCCCAGACCACCAUCGUCGACUUCGACCCCGAUGGUGAUGCAGAGAACCCGCUGGACUGGCCCGCACCCUACCGAUGGGUUAUUGUGAGCAUACUGGCCUUUACGGCCUUUACUGUCACCAUGACCUGCAUCGGCGUGGUCCCCCUCGCCUCCGAGAUCGUGCGCGACCUCUCCGCCUCCCCCAACCCCUCCAAAUCCGCCAGCGUGCUCCUCGUCACUAUCUGGGAGCUGGGCGAAGCCGCCGGCCCGCUGCUAAUCGCGCCGCUGUCCGAAAUGUUCGGCCGGUACCCCGUCAUGAACGUGGCCAACCUGCUCUUCAUUGCGGCGGGCGUGCUGGCCGCCACCGCCGAGAGCGUGCCGCAGUUUGUGGUCGCCCGCAUGCUGAAUGGUUUGGCUGUCGCCGGGAACGUGCUCAACCCGGCCAUUGUGGGGGAUAUGUUUCCGAGUGAGGAGCGUGGGGGGGCGUUGAGCUUGUUGUUUCUGGCGCCGUUGGUGGGGGGCGCGUUUGGGCCGAUGAUUGGGAGUGCCGUGGCGGAAUUGUAUGGGUGGAGGACGGUGGUGUGGAUGGCAGUGGCGUUGGCGGCGGGCUGUGAGGUUAUGUUUUUGUGCUGCUUCCGCGAGACGUACAAGGUUGCGAUUCUCCGGAAGCGCGUCAAGAGGAUGGCACGCCAUCCCGAGGGGUCGGGCAAGACGUUCAAGACUGCGUUUGACGAGGCGGAGAGGCUCAGCACCGCGGGGUUUUCUGAGUGGAAGAAACUGCGGGAUGCAAUUCUGCGCCCGGCCAUUGUGCUGUGCGGCAGUGGGGUUCUCAUGGUCAUGAGCUUGUUCAACUCAGUCGUCUUUGCUUUCUUUUACAUCUACAGCACCACCAUUUCGGAUAUCCUGAUCGACCUCUACAAGCUGUCGCCCGUGGCCGUGGGCUCCUGCUUUACCAUCUUCUCCAUCGGCUCCACCAUCAGCGUAAUCAUCUGCAACCGCACGCUCGACCGCAUCUACAUGCGCAUGCGCUUCACCCACAAAGGCGUAGGCAAGCCCGAGUUCCGGCUCCCACUAGCCAUCAUAGGCGGGUUCGCUUUACCCAUGACAGUCGCAGCAUACGGGUGGGCGGCACACUUGCGGCUGCCGCUCGUGCUGUUGCUCUUUUGCGUGUGCGCCAUGGGCACGGCCCUCAUGCUCGCCACCAUCCCCGUCAUGGCCUACGUCGUCGACGCGUUUGGCCUGUUCUCUGCCUCCGCCAUGACCGGCAUCAUCGUCACGCGCUGCCUGAUGAGCACCUUCCUGCCGCUGGCGUCCGCGCCGUUGGUGGAGCGGUGGGGGUUUGGCUGGGGGUUUUCGGUCCUGGCUGGGCUGAGCUUGCUGUUGGCGCCGAUUCCUGUCGUGAUGUUGAGGUAUGGGGAGCGUUGGAGGAGGGGUUCGAGGUAUAGUCGGGAUGAGUGA
This is a messenger RNA of Chaetomium globosum CBS 148.51, 1551 nucleotides long. RefSeq lists its product as uncharacterized. Gene Ontology annotation, molecular function: transmembrane transporter activity. Lineage: Eukaryota; Fungi; Ascomycota; Sordariomycetes; Sordariales; Chaetomiaceae. Gene Ontology annotation, biological process: transmembrane transport. The coding region runs from base 1 to 1551 and encodes 516 amino acids. The transcript has 3 exons. The record is from RefSeq and is a predicted model, not a curated record.